UCUUUCUGCCUUCACAAUUCAAUGAUCGAGUCAGGUUUGAGAACCUUGAUUCCAAAUGUGUGUUUUAGAUGUCUUGGAGUUUGAAACCUUUCAGGGGCUAUCUUAAAUUAUUUUAGCAGUUUCCCACAGAGUUUCAUUAUGCACUUUGUUGGAUUGGAUUGCUGCUUACAAUUAACAACUGAAACAAUUAAGAAAACAAAUAAAGAUAAUCUAGUCAAACCUUACCAAACUAUUAAUCUUCCCAUGUGACAACUGACAUGUUGAAUUCUUGAUCCUUUUGCAAGAAAAAUUAAUCAGAUGAUAAUGGAGAUCAUUACUAGAGAAACCAUCAAACCAUCCUUCCCAACCCCAAUUCACCUCAGGAAUUUCAAGCUCUCUCUUCUCGAUCAGCUUGCUCCUGUAUGUUAUGGUCCCCUGCUUCUCUUCUACUCCUUAAAUGCCCAAAUCAAUCCCCAGCUGACACUUUCAGAAAGAUCCCGGAUUCUAAAGACAUCGCUAUCUGAAACCUUAACCCGAUUCUACCCACUAGCCGGUAGGAUCAAAGAUGAUACAUCAAUCGAAUGCAACGACUAUGGGGUUGUUUUCGUUGAAACACGAAUCAACUGUUUUCUCUCAACGUUUCUGGGAGAACCUGAUGCCCAGAUGAUAACAAAAUUGAUUCCUAUUGAAAUUGAAUCCCCAGAAGCAUGCACGGGCAGUUUGCUACAGGUUCAAAUCAAUUGCUUUUCCUGUGGUGGAUUGGCGAUUGGAGUGUGUAUUUCGCAGAAGAUAUCAGAUGCACUCACGGCGACCAUAUUCAUCAAGGAUUGGGCAGCCACGGCUGCUAGUGCUAGUUCUAGUGCUGGUUGUGGGUCAACCCAGCAAGCUGAGGCUCUGCUCCCAUUAUUUAACGCAUCAUCGAUCUUUCCGCCUCAAAAUUUUUCGUUCAAAAUGCCAAUUGCCCAGCUGAAGAAAGAGGGGUACGUUGCAAAGAGAUUUUUCUUUGAAGCCUCCAAGAUCACUGCUCUUAAGGCUAAAGCUUCCAGCGAAAGUGUGAAAAAUCCAACAAGAGUUGAAGCCUUGACAGGGCUCAUCUGGAAAUGCGCAAUGAAUGCGUCAAGAUCAAACACAGAACAUUUCAGGCUAUCUAUACUCUCCCAAUCUGUGAACAUACGCAGAAGGUUGGUGCCUUCCUUGCCUGAACAUACUAUUGGGAACCUUGCAGGACACUUUGCUUCACUGGCAACAGAGGGCGAUAUAGAAUUGUCAAGCUUGGUUGGUCAGCUGAGAAAAGGGAUGAAAGAUUUCAGAGAGAAUUAUGUGAAGAAACUUCAAGGAGAUGAUGCUUUUGUGGCAAAUCGUGAAUCUUUCAAGGAAGCAGUACACAUGCGUCAAGAAGUUAAUAUAGACUUCUAUAUAAGCACUAGUUUGUGCAGGUUUCCAUUUUAUGGUAUUGAUUUUGGGUGGGGAAAGCCUGCCUGGGUCACAAUUCCAAGUGGGGCAUUCAAGAAUGUUAUUUUAAUGAUGGAUAGCAGAGAUGGGGAUGGAAUUGAAGCUUGGGUGACUCUGAGUGAAGAAGACAUGGCAUUUUUUCAACGAGAUCAAGAGCUGCUUGCUUUUGCUUCUUUGAAUCCUAGUGUAAUCUCCACGCCCAUCACCCCCAAGUCUUCUCUUUAAAUAUUAAGAAAUAUAUGCGCGCGUAUUGUUGUUUUGAUU
Molecule: messenger RNA, 1695 nt
Organism: Hevea brasiliensis (rubber tree)
Lineage: Eukaryota; Viridiplantae; Streptophyta; Magnoliopsida; Malpighiales; Euphorbiaceae
Product: BAHD acyltransferase At5g47980-like
Exons: 1
Coding region: 298-1656 (452 amino acids)
Source: RefSeq, a predicted model, not a curated record